Symbiodinium sp. CCMP2592 is the source of this 1524-nucleotide messenger RNA. Lineage: Eukaryota; Dinophyceae; Suessiales; Symbiodiniaceae. The record is from the annotation of a GenBank genome assembly.
AUGGACAUGUCUGGCCAUGCUUUUCCAAUGCUGACGCUGCUGUGUGCAACUGUCGUGGCCCUUUGUGACGCGUGCUCCACAGCAGCUGACUGCUCGCAGAAUGGCGCCUGCGUCUCGGGCGCGUGCGUGUGUACCGCCGGUUGGACGGGUACUGCAUGUUCGGUGCUUGACGUGGCUCCAGUGGAUAAGGAAAAGUGGGGCUACAUGCCUAUAGAAGAUGGCUUCACCAGUUGGGGCGGUGCUGUGCUCAAAGAAGGCGGGAAGUACCACAUGUGGGUCUCAGAGAAUGCCAAGAAGUGUGGUAUGGACACCUGGGGCACCAACUCCAGGUGCAUUCAUACAGAAGCCGCGAGCCCGGAGGGCCCCUAUACAAAGACAGGCGUGGUCUUUGGCCCCAUGUGCCAUGAGCCCAAGGUCAUUAAAGCACCCACUGGGGAGACGGUGAUGUACUUCACCGGCAUCUACGAUGGCGUCACAGAUGUGGGAUCCGAGGGAACUGGCGGCUUCUCGUCAGAUCAUGCCUACACCACUGAGACCGAGCACCUUUGCGAUUGCAGCACUGGUGCAGAAGAAGUUGACGGAAAUGUAGCUCCCCUUUUCGGAGCUUGUGUGCACACGGCCUCAUCGGAUCCGACAUGGAUGAGUUGGACUACUACUCCAGGGGACGAUGCAUCCUGGUCCAAGCCAGUCAUGAUCAUAGAUCCUCGAGAUGAAACUUCAGCGACAGGAUUUCAAGAUGCAACCUUUGCAGGCGACACUGUCGACACCAACUUCGCACCGGUUGAGAUUCAAGCGAACGGUAGCCUGCUGGCAAUGUGGCGGUCUUGGCAAGAUUGCCCCACGGGGGCAGUUGGUACUUCCUGCUCAGUGAUCCACACAGCCAGUGCAACACACUGGAAGUGCAGCAGUGCACGGGACUGCAAAUCGAAGUACACUUUCCAGACAAGGAAUAUUUUUGCUGAUGAAGGCACUGGACCAACAGAGUGGGGUGCCAAUGAGCUCUAUGUGAGCGAAGGGAUUGGGGAUCCUUUUGGAUGGAAGGACUCGCAGGGAGUGUUUCAUGCACUUUUCCACUAUGUGGUGUCGGAGAAAGACUUGACGUCUCAUGCUUGGAGUACUGACUUCUUCGGCAAGUGGACGCACACGGGGGAUGCCAACGACCAGAACGUUUCCUUCACCGACGGCACAUUUGCAAAGUUUGAGUCAUGUAACCGGCCGAACCUGGUGGUGGAUGAUGCAGGAAAGCCUGUCGCUUUGGCUACCGGCUGCAACGCCGGGACAAGCUCUCCUGAAGGCUUCAUGAUCGAGGAGUUUCCGAUUCUGGAAUCCGAAUUCUCCUCAGAGUAUGCUGUUGACUAUGCUGCUUUCACUUUGGUCCAGCCGCUGUUGGAUGGCACCAAGACCGACACUCCUGCUCCAGUGGAUAACUCAACGACUACGGGCCAGUCAGAGUUGAUGUCAUGUGCAUGUCGCAGCGCGCAGACAGUGGUCCUCUUGCUCAGUGCGUGGCUUCUGCAUCUUUGA